Messenger RNA from Hippocampus zosterae (dwarf seahorse), 2116 nucleotides. It is a transcript of the gene traip, whose product is annotated as TRAF-interacting protein. Lineage: Eukaryota; Metazoa; Chordata; Actinopteri; Syngnathiformes; Syngnathidae. Bases 435 to 1784 code for a protein of 449 amino acids. The transcript has 15 exons. The record is from RefSeq and is a predicted model, not a curated record.
AUUGUCUCUGUAUAACGCGUCAGUUAAAAACUCGACAAUUUAUGAAAAGGGGUUGAGGAGCCUGGGCCGUGAACGCACCAUAAUGGGCGGGGCUAAUUUUGUAUUUGAACGUAUGGCGGCGAGUGACCAGCAGAGUCGAAACUCGCCGUAGCAAGCUGCAUUUUAAUCGAGACACUGCAUACAUGGACUCAAACGACACAUUAACGAUAAUCCAAGGGAUGCGUCGAUUCCAACGGAUCACGCAGUAAGCCAACGUGCCGUUUUUGGUAGGUAUGGCGACCACUGAUCAAGCACUCCGCUGAGGCUAAUCCUUGGUGUUAGCUAACAACGGUGUUUAUCUCACGCUUAACCAGAUGAAUGCCAAGUCAUUUGUGAUCGAAAUGCGCGCGCGUGUGUUCCUGCCUUCAUAACAGGGCGAUCCUCCGGGAAUUAAGAUGCCUAUACGCGCAUUCUGCAUAAUUUGCUGCGAUUUAUUCGAUCAUUCCAAGGAUGUCGCCGCUAUCAACUGCGGACACACUUUCCACAGUGACUGCCUCCUUCGGUGGUUUAAAACGGCGCCGACAAGAACAUGCCCCCAGUGUCGGAAGCAGGCCAGCACUCGGCACAUUAUCCACAAGCUCUUCUUUGACAUCGGCUCAGAGGAAGCGCGUCCAGUAGAUCCAGAAAGCUUGGAGAAUGAGCUUCAGAGGCUACGGGCCCUUUUAAGUUUGAAAGAGAGAGACUGUCGGGACAAACAGAAAACCGUGGAUGAUUUGAAGGACUCUGUGGACAAGCAGAGGAGAGACUUGGACAGCAUGCGGAAAGAGAUUUUCGAGAAGGACGCGCUGUGUUCUGCUCUCAAGAAACAAAUGACUUACCUGGAGGCGCAACGUGACGAUGUUCAAGCUGCCAAGGACGAGGCCCGUAGGCUGAGGACCAAAAUAAAAACCUUUGAAAACAUGGGCGUUUUGUUACAGGGCCAACGAGCCGAGGUGGAGUCCAUGAUUACGGACAUGGGUGUGAGUCAGACGGCUGUGGAGCAGCUCUCGAUCUACUGCAUCUCCCUCAAAAAAGAGUAUGACAAUUUAAAGGCAACCUUGAAGUCUUCCAACGACACGUGCGAGAAACUGCGGCGAGAAGUGCUCGCCUCCAACUGCAAGAUGCAAAAAGCCUCGCUGGAAGUCAAUCAAACGAAAGAGGACAUGAAGUCCCUGCAAAAGGAUCUCACCGGCGCAGACCGAGAGAUAGCGAGUUUGAAGAAGAAAGUGGAGUUUCUUCAGAAAUCUCUGAGCACCCCAACAAGGACAAAUGAGGCGCUCGGCCGGCUCGUCUUUGAGAGCCCGGCUCCCAUUGAGCUGAAACCGCCUCGCCUCCACCCGCCUGUUGAUGGCGACGAGAUUGAUCUCAACUUGACCUAUGACGUCACGACGCCAGAUGACGCGGCCAAGAGGCCGGGAAAGACGCCAAGCAAGAAGAUGCGCUUCGACCCUCAACCGUCAUUAGUUUCCGCACGCGAUGAGAGGGCCUCCGCGUUAAGCAAGGCCCGAGAGGAGGAUGCAGCCACGGAUCCUUUUUUGAGGAACUCGCUGCUUUUCAGAAAGAAGACCUUUGGCAGCAUGCUGGACCCUCAAAGGAAGCUCGGGGCUGUGAAAAGCGGUUAUGACGGCUUCGGAGGACGAACCAAAUUUAUCCAGCCUUCUCCGUUGGCAGAGAUUCGCCCGCUCAUAAAAGCCAGAAGAAAAAAGGUGAGCAGGCCAACGUUGAAGCCGGGACCGCGCCUGACGCUGGAUAGCUUCCUGGAGUGACGGCGCGGAACGUGAACUGCACUUCGCGUGGCGUUUCCCCACCUUCCGAAGCGUGCCGGGAGGUGGCCAACCACUUUUGUUAGCCAUGUUUUCGUGAAAGCAAAUUUGGGGUUUUGUGUGCGAGGAAACGCUCCAAACUUUUUUGUGUGCGAGUGACCGUCUCGGCGAACGCAUGUGCCCUGCUCAUGCGUUGUUUCAGUUAACAUAGUGAAACGUUGUCAUUUGAGCUCUUAUUUCAAAUCUUCGGUGCCGUAGUGUCAUUUAUGUUUUACCAAUGGAGGUGUCCCCAUAAGCUGGAGACCAACGUCAAUAAUAAACAAUACUUUUAUUAA